Messenger RNA from Clonostachys byssicola, 2112 nucleotides. NCBI's taxonomy places the organism in Eukaryota, Fungi, Ascomycota, Sordariomycetes, Hypocreales, Bionectriaceae. The record is from the annotation of a GenBank genome assembly.
UACCCACUCUUCACCGAGGCUGCCCGCGAGGUCAUGAGCUUGGAGCUUGUCGACAGUCUUGGCAACCAGCUGGCUGGUAAUGUCGUCGUCGAUUUGGAUGAUGAGACGGCUACCGAUGGGAAGUUUCACUCGGUAGGACCCUUCGGCGUCUUUAGAGUCUUUGACGACCCUUUCGUACUAGACCAGGUCUCCGAUAGCAACUUCUCCCCACCUCUGCGAACAUCCUCUUCACCUCUUGGUAGCUCAGACUCGGGUUCUGUUCCCGAGGUGCCAGGGUACCCCCUCGAUGAUGAUAUCGAGGAGAUCAACGGAGAGCGCUGGGCAACCGAUCCCAUCCAAUCUGUCAUAGACCCUGCUCUUAUGCAGGACGCCAGUGCUGAGUUCGGAUCAUCAUCAUUUGCUGCGGAUCUUAACGAACUGGACAAUUGGAUGCAACUUGGCAUCCAGUUUGGUGUUGACCAAUUCCAGUCGUUCCCAUUUGACAGUGGCUUCAACAUGAGUCUGGCUGCAACGCCCCCCAGGUCCCCUCGCGACCCCUUCUUAGGCCAAGGGGUAUUAUCAUCACAUCCACCGUCAAUAAUACCCCAGGGGGGACGCAAGACGCCUCCAGUAGAACCCUCAUCCGGAAACGACACUGAAAUCCUUCCCGUCACGACUUCCACCAACCUUCCCUCUGGCCUGCUGGACACCAUACCAACAACGCUAAAUAGCAGCUUAUCUGAUGGCAUGCCCAACUUGCCAUCACAUACUGCUGUCCUCUUACGCUACCUCAAGACCAAGGUGUUGGAGGAUCCCUCAAAUACAAACUCGAGGAUGUCGCCUUGGAAGCUAAUGCUGCUACCGUGCGCCCUGGAGACGUUUGCCGAAAUGUCAUUAUGGAACACAACCUCAAAUACACGCUUGAGUAUUCUGUGUACUCUUCUUGCCAAGAGCGCAUUCCACCUGCAUCGAUCUCUCGGCAAGCACUCGGAAGCUGGUUCUCAGUGGCUGCAAGUUGCUAUUAGCCACCAAAGAGAUGCGCAAGAACAUCUCAAGGCGGCGCUUAGGACUGAGGUCGCAGGCGAGGGACAAGCUAAGUACACAGAGAUGCUCAUGGCCAUCCUGGGAGUGGGAGUGGUUUCUGUGUAUUUUGAUGGAGCUAGAGCAGUCAAGAAACUGCUACUUGACGCAGAGCGCCUCAUACGCCUCCGCGGCUUCCCCUCAACCAAAACCUUUGGUCUCCGGGUGCUGCAUCACAUGUACACUCACCUUAGAGUCAUCAUGGAAAGCACGAAUAUCUUUCCUUUGCAAAUAGGCAACGACAACAUGGACUCUUCCGAUCCCAGCCAGGUCAACAUAUCUGGCGCCUCUGCCGCUGCGCUAAGGAGGUUCCGUAUCAGCCCAAGUGAUCUUGGAGACCUGGACUUAAUGCGUGCCAAGCCCGAAGAUCUCGGAUAUCACGACAUUCAUCUCGAGGCCUCGGGAAUCUGGCCCGCUACCUUGUACCCGGACAUGUACGGCAUCCCCGAGUCCCUUAUGACGCUUCUAUCACAGACAAUUAGCCUUGCCAACGAAAAGCCUAAGUUGGAACUGGCGGCGAUUACAAACCCCUCCAUAGCCCUUUCCUUAUCCAACCAUAUCAAGACACUGGAACACCAGGUCUGGUCCUGGUCACCGCAGUCUUGUCAAGUUCCCGCUGGCCCUGCGCGGCCACAGGCUCUUGUCACUGACGACACACCGCCGCUCGAUAAACCGAUGGUUGAAGCACUCAUCCUGGCCAUGCACAAGGCCAUUAUUAUUUAUUUUUACCGCAGGGUCUACAACAUGAGCGUCAUGAUCGUGCAGGACCUCGUCAAGAAGACGCUGGAUUUCAUCCAGCCCUACAUCAGCUUGUUUACACACGACCAAGACUAUGCCAUCAGUAUCGGGUGGUCGACGUUUAUUGCGGCUUGUGAGGCUGCCACGCCUGAGUUACAGAAGCAGGCCUUUGAGUGCCUGGAGAUGAUGGAUGAUCGUGGUAUCUUUAUUGAGGCGGACAAGCCGAGCGUGGUGGCCAAGACGGUUUGGGAACGGCGAGAGGAGUCUGGGGAUUUGACAUUUAGUUGGCCGGGGUUGAUGGUACAGGCAGGGUAA